Messenger RNA from Culicoides brevitarsis, 1083 nucleotides. Its product is annotated as charged multivesicular body protein 3-like. Gene Ontology annotation, cellular component: multivesicular body; ESCRT III complex. The transcript is spliced from 2 exons. Gene Ontology annotation, biological process: late endosome to vacuole transport; protein transport; endosome transport via multivesicular body sorting pathway. The record is from RefSeq and is a predicted model, not a curated record. Lineage: Eukaryota; Metazoa; Arthropoda; Insecta; Diptera; Ceratopogonidae. The coding region runs from base 90 to 755 and encodes 221 amino acids.
UCAUCGUCGACGCAAGGAAUCCCCCAAAAGACGAAAUAAACCCGAUUUGAAACGAAACCAAAGAAACAUUUGAAUUAAUUUUACCAAAAAUGGGACUUUUUGGCAAGACUCCGCAAAAGGCGCCCAAAGAUCAAGUCAACGAAUGGUGCAGCAAAUUACGCAAGGAAUCCUACAAACUCGAUCGUCAAAUAACGAAAAUCAAGCAAGAAGAGGAAAAAGUCAAGAAAUCUCUGAAAGACGCUGCCGCCAAAAAUGACAAGGAAAUUUGCAUCAUUCUCGCGAAGGAAAUUGUUCGUUCGCGUCAAGCCACGAAAAAAAUCUACACAUCAAAGGCAACGAUUAAUUCCGUGCAGAUGCAAAUGAAGAGUCAGCUGGCGACACUUCGGAUCGCGGGCGCCCUGCAAAAAUCCACGGAAGUGAUGCAUUUGAUGCAAAAUCUCGUCCGGUUGCCGGAAAUUUCUCAAACUAUGCGCGAAAUGUCGAUGGAAAUGACAAAAGCGGGAAUUUUGGAGGAAAUGAUCGACGAAACGAUGGAAAGUAUGGAAGAUGUCGAGGAGUUGGAGGAAGAAGCUCAAAAGGAAAUUGACAAAGUUUUGUGGGAAGUCACGGAAGGCAAGCUCGGGGAGGCUCCGGCAGUGCCGGCGGGUGCGAUGAGUGUGCAGCCAGAAGCGGAAGCGGCGGCAAGUGAAGAACUGGAAGACGCUGAAGACGACAUGAAGGAAAUGCAGAAACGUUUGGAGGAGUUGAGGUCGUAAUUUGAGCCUCGAAUGAGGAGUGAGCUUGCUUUUGCUUGAGAUUUUUAUGCACGAUGGCUUGAUUAAGUGUUCAAUGUACAAAAAAAAAUUGUUCAGUAUUGUUCAAUAAAAAAUUGAAUUUUGUGUUGUUUUAAUAAACUUUAUUUUGUAAAUAAAUGUUUUAUUUUUUAAGAUUUGUAUAAAAUGCGCUUUAUAGGUAAAGCUUUCCACUCUCACACAAAAUGAUAUUAAUUGUAAAAUAUAAGGUAAUUCAUAAGUAAAUAAAGGUAAAGAUGGAUUUUGGUUACUUUUAGCUCUCGUUUUCGAAAAAAAUCUCGUAAAAUCACAA